Molecule: messenger RNA, 2183 nt
Organism: Cimex lectularius (bed bug)
Lineage: Eukaryota; Metazoa; Arthropoda; Insecta; Hemiptera; Cimicidae
Product: gustatory and odorant receptor 22-like
Exons: 7
Coding region: 948-2132 (394 amino acids)
Biological process (GO): sensory perception of taste
Cellular component (GO): membrane
Source: RefSeq, a predicted model, not a curated record
ACAAAAAAAAUAAAUAAAUGGGUUUGCUUUACUAUUUUCAGAUGCUGAGAAGAAAAUAUUUAAGUAAUUCUAUGAAUAAAUAAAAUCUACAGUGUAAAAUGAGUGCAAUGAUAAAGGAAAUAAUUAAAUCUCCAGCAUUGCUGUUCAGAAAAUUGUUAUCACAUUAAAAAAAAAUAAUAAUAAUAAUAAAGUUGUAAUAAUUGUUUGUUAUGUAAAAUCAUUACAAAGUAUGUGAUGUAGAUAUUUAUUGUAUGUAUGACAGCAAAUGAUGAUUUAUUUUCAUCAAAGAAAAUAUUGAUCAAAAUGGUUUUUCGUCAUUUAAAGUAUUGAUGUGAAAUACUAUUUUAAGAUAAUUAUUACAGAAAAACAUGGAGGAAACGAACUAAUAAACCCUAACUUAUCUUUUUCCUCACUGAAAAUUAAGAAAUUCUUAUUGUACUUCUAAAUUGAUAGUUGGACUUUUUCGUAUUUUCCGAUUCUGUAGAGACUAUAGCCAUUUUCCUAACAACAAAUAUUGAUUUCUUUAUAGUUUCAAAUUAAUUUACAUUAAUUCAUUCAUUUACAAGCAAAUAGCAGUGCAAUGAUCAUCUGCGGAUUUUUCAGUACCGAAAAUAUAAAUAUCUUAUAUUUCACGUCAAAUAAAAUCUCGUUUUAUUUAUAACAUACUAAGCCAAUGGAUUCAUUAUUAAAAAAAUAAUUGGAAUUAAUUAGUAUGAAUUAUAAGCAAUAACGCAAUUUAGGAAGUGUUGUUAUGAUGCAAAGCGGUAAAGAGUGCAAGGUUAAAUGUUGUUUACAUGUAAAAAUCAUUACGUCGACAAUUAUAAUUAAAAAUAUACGAGUAUAUGGCCAUUAUGAUAGCUGUUAUCGUGUUCAUCAACGCCAAUUACUAAUUUGACAUACUGGAGAAAAGGAAGAGGGAUCUCCAGCUGGAGGUGGUUAAGUAUGCCAUGAGACAGGUCGUGCCGCAUGCGGCAGUUGUACCGACGGUGUCGAUGCCUCAAGAAGACGAAAAGAAAUCCCAACAUCCUCGUUCGGAUAAAAACGUCUUCUACGAACAAUUCAAGCCAAUGUUUGUCAUUUUGAUCCUGUUCGGCCGGCUGUCGAUAACGAGAAUCAAAGGUAAGUAUGAAUGGAGGUACAUGUCCUUGCUGAUGAUCUACUGCAUUGUCAACUACGCACUGCAGUCCUACAUAGUGUUUCUCGUCUGUAAGAAGAGAUUCGACUCUCUAAUGGAUGCACAGAGGAACUACGACGAGCUCAUAUUCGCCAUGCACAUACUUGCUUAUCUGAGCAUCCACUUCCACUUGCCGUUUACUUACUGGGCUCAAGGUCCUAAGCUGGCCGAGUACAUCAACAUGUGGAAGAGAUUCCAAGACGAAUGGUUUCUCACGUUCGGCGAUGAACUGAAGCUGAGCCUGAAACGGUUCAUCCGUUGGUUUUCUUUUUCGACCAUCCCGAGCGUCGUGCUUCUGCUCGUUUUCGAAAAGUACUCGACACUCCACGACCCAUGGCUUUACCUCAUGCCAUACCUGUUCACCAUAGUCAGCACCAUGCUCGCCCUCGGCCUGUGGUACUGCACCUGCAUCGAAAUCAACCGCCUAUCUAAGAAAUCGACUGUCAGGCUGAUACAGCACAUAGAGACGAAACCGAAUGCGGCCUUUCUUCGUCAGUGGAGACACCUUUGGAUUUCUCUCAGCUCGCUCAGCUCCUGGCUCGGAUCCCACCUAUCCGGGAUAAUAGCGUCUAUCUUUCUCACGUUCAGCCUGACUUUCCUCCUGGGUCUGUACAACGCCUUGUCGUUGAUAAUUAAGCUGGACAUCUCUUGGAAAGCGAUCGGCUACCUCUCGGCCAGCACAUUAUCGCUCUGUAUAAUCUACACGCUGUGCGACGCAGGGCAAAAGGGAUCAAAAGAGAUUUCGACCUACGCCUUCCAAGAAGUGCUGAAGACAAAAUUGGCAUCAAACUCUCUAGACAUACGAUACGAACUUUCUCUUUUGAUAAAAUCAAUAGAGGCCAAUUUACCUGAAAUAGAGCUUGCUGGAUUUGUGACUAUGAAUCGUUCAUUGUUCAUAAGUUUUGUCUCGAACACAAUCACAUAUCUGAUCGUCAUUCUUCAAUUUAAAUUCAAUUGAGGCACAGGAAGACUGCAUCAAUACACUUUUAUUUAUAGGUUUUUUGUCACG